Molecule: messenger RNA, 939 nt
Organism: Cicer arietinum (chickpea)
Lineage: Eukaryota; Viridiplantae; Streptophyta; Magnoliopsida; Fabales; Fabaceae
Source: RefSeq, a predicted model, not a curated record
AUGGCUGAUGCUGGGCUGAUAUCCGCAUUUGUUGAAAGAUGGCACAGAGAGACCAACUCAUUUCAUCUGCCAUUUGGAGAGAUGACUAUCACCUUAGACGACGUCGUGACUCUACUUCACAUCUCACCACAUGGUAAAUUUUUUGAUGCCCCUUUGAAUAUGAAUACUAAUAAUGCUGCAAGAGCUGCACAUGAGUACUUAGGUGCAACAUGGGAGGAAGCAUGUGCUGAGAUUAGUUAUAACAAAUGUGCCCAAUAUAGAUUGCAAUGGUUGCGUGAUUUAUAUAGCCGUCUCAUUCAAACUAACCAGUUUGAGUGUGCGGCUAGAACGUAUUUGUUGCAUUUAGUUGGCUGCACUAUUUUCGCCGAUAAAACACAUACGCAUGUUGAGGCGAAAUACAUUACUCUUUUUAUUGAUUUACAUCGUUGUCGAGACUACUCGUGGGCUUCCGUGGCAUUGGUUUUCCUUUAUGACAACCUGGGAGAUGGAGCUGUCCACGACACUCGACAGUGUUGGAUUUACGAGCACUUCCCUAGGACCUGUAAGCAGGGUGAUAGAGGAGCGGUUCCUGCGCAUCUUCCAAGAGCAUGUAGGUGGAAUGCAAAACAUGUUGAAGGUGGAUUGAUGACAUAUCGUCGGAGACUUGAUGCGUUGUUGCUCAAGGAUGUAGUGUUUACACCAUAUGAUGAUGACCGAGCUAAUCCUCCGUUUGUAUCGAUUUCGAUGUUUUCUGGAUAUCUUCGAUGUGGUGGAGUCUCAGUCCCAUAUUUGCCAGAGCGAUGUCUUCGACAGUUUGGUCGUAUUCAGUGCAUUCCGCGUGACGUUCCUCCGAUGCAGGACAAUAUAGAUUUGGUCGUAUUCAGUGUAUUCCGCGUGACGUUCCUCCGACGACGUUUCUCCGAUGCCGUAGAGCAGCUGAGCUUGCACAUAUGGCCUUAG